Messenger RNA from Linnemannia hyalina, 2157 nucleotides. The record is from the annotation of a GenBank genome assembly. Lineage: Eukaryota; Fungi; Mortierellomycota; Mortierellomycetes; Mortierellales; Mortierellaceae.
AUGGCUGAAAUCGAGAAGAAGGUCGAAGAUCUGACCCUGAACCCCCCCGCUGCCGGCAAGCCCCAGGGAAAGCCCAAGGAGAAGAAGGCCAAGAAGCCCGUCGCCGAGGGCUCCUACCCCCUUGAGGUCUCCCCUACCCCUGAGUAUGUCGAUCACCGUAUCUCCAUGUUCGACGAGCUCAAGAAGAAGGCUGACGAGGCUGACGCUGCCCAGCCCCGUGUCCCCAUCACUAUCACCAUGCCCGAUGGCUCUACCCGCGAGGGAACCGCCUGGGAGACUUCGCCCUUGGAUAUCGCCAAACAGAUCGCCAAGUCCCUUGCCGAGCGCGUCGUCAUCGCCAAGGUUGACAAAGUUCUUUGGGAUUUGGAGAGACCCAUGGUUGCAUCGUGCAAGCUCGAGCUCUUGGACUUUGAGCAUGAGGAGGGCAAGGCCGUUUUCUGGCACUCGUCUGCUCACGUUUUGGGAGAGGCUUGCGAGAAGCACUACGGAUGCCACUUGUGCAUUGGACCACCAAUUGAGGAUGGUUUCUACUACGAAAUGGCGAUGAAGGAUGAGCGUGUUGUUUCCCAGAGCGACUACGCUAACUUGGAGACUUGCGCCAAGAACGCCAUCAAGGAGAAGCAGCAGUUUGUUCGUUUGGAGAUGAAGAAGGAGGAGCUCUUGGAGAUGUUCAAGCACAACCAAUACAAGGUUCACUUGAUCCAGUCCAAGAUCCCCGAUGGCACCUCCACCACCGUCUAUCGCUGCGGACCCUUGAUCGAUCUGUGCCGUGGACCCCAUAUCCCCAACACUGGCAGAAUCAAGGCCUUCGCCAACUCUGCUUCGUAUUUCUUGGGUGAUGCCAAGAACGAUUCUCUUCAGCGUAUCUAUGGUGUCUCCUUCCCCGACACCAAGCAGAUGACUGAACACAAGAAGUUCUUGGAGGAGGCCGCCAAGCGCGACCAUCGCAAGAUUGGAAAGGAGCAGGAACUGUUCUUCUUCCACGAUCUCUCCCCCGGUUCGUGCUUCUUCCUCCCUCACGGAGCCCGUAUCUACAACACCCUUAUGGACUUCAUCAAGGGCGAGUAUUACAAGCGCGGAUACACUGAGGUCAUGUCGCCCAACAUGUACAACGUCAAGUUGUGGCACACUUCGGGACAUUGGCAGAACUACCAGGAGAACAUGUUCUCAUUCCCCGUUGAGAAGGAUACCUUUGCUCUCAAGCCCAUGAACUGCCCUGGACACUGCUUGAUGUUCGGACAUCGUGAGCGUUCGUACCGUGAGCUCCCUCUCCGUUUCGCCGAUUUCGGUGUCCUUCACCGUAACGAAGCCUCUGGAGCCCUCAGCGGUUUGACCCGUGUCCGUCGUUUCCAGCAAGACGAUGCUCACUUGUUCUGCCGUCUCGACCAGCUCGGAGAUGAGAUGGAUGCCACCCUUGACUUCUUGCAAUACGUCUAUGGCAUUUUCGGAUUCGAGUUCUCCUUGGCUCUUUCCACCCGCCCCGAGAAGUUCCUCGGAAAGAUUGAGGAGUGGGACACUGCCGAGAAGCAUCUCACUGAUGCCCUUAACCGCUUCGGUCGCCCAUGGACCAUCAACCCCGAGGAUGGUGCUUUCUACGGACCCAAGAUUGAUAUUUUGAUCCGCGACAGUUUGCGCCGUAGCCAUCAGUGUGCCACCAUUCAGCUCGACUUCCAGUUGCCCGAGCGUUUCGGACUCGAGUACCGCAACAGCGGAGGAGAGGCCUCUGAUUUCUCUCGCCCUCUUAUUAUCCACCGUGCCAUGUUGGGAUCUUUGGAGCGUAUGAUUGCCAUUUUGACCGAGUCUUGCGCUGGUCGCUGGGACUUCUGGUUGUCCCCUCGCCAGGUCCAGGUGAUCCCUGUUGCUGCUGCCUUGAUCCCUUACGCCGAGAAGGUCCAGAAGCAGCUCCACGAUGCUGGUUUCUUUGUUGAUGUCGAUACUUCUGACUCGACCUUGAACAAGAAGAUCCGUAACGCCGAGAUUUCCCAGUACAACUUUAUCUUUGUUGUUGGUGCCGAGGAGGAGUCUUCCAACUCUGUUAACGUCCGCAGCCGUGAUGAUGUUGACAGCAAGGCCAAGGGUCAGGUCCGUCCCUUGGAGGAGGUUCUCUCCAAGCUGAAGGAGUUGAAGGACAAUAAGCUGCGUGGCUCCCGCAUCUAA